AUCAGGAAGUGGACAGCUCGAAAGCGUCUUGGAUGCUAUUGACAGCCGUCGUGUGUGGCUCCCCAGGGUCGAAACAGACAUUAUAAAAACAUGUCUAGUUUUAAACGCGAUGUCUUUGGAACACGCUGUUGAGUCGAGGCGGAACAUUUAGCAGCUACAGACACUUGAAGUGAAAGAGUGCGUGUUUCCUGCUGGCUAAUGCUAGCAGGCAGAGUUAGCUCCGGUGCCUCAGUUGCACCAGUAUUGUGAAAAGUGCUAUUAUUGAAGGUGACACUACAGUUCUGGAGCCACAAUGUCCUCCGCAGACGCCCCUCGUAUGUUGGCCCUGGAGGAGCAAGUAAAGAGCUUAUCGGAGGAAUUGGUGCAAUGCCAGGCUGAUAAAGACUUUGUUUGGUCCCUGUGGAAACGACUCCAAGUAGAACAUCCAGACCUGACCCAGGCUGUGAGUCUGGUAGUUGAGCGUGAGAGGCACAAAGGCGAGAUGAAGGACAGGAAGGUGCUGGAGAUCCUCCAGGCCAAAGACCACAAGAUACAGGAUCUAGAACAGAAACUGUCAGAGAAGCAGCAAGAGGUAAACAAGCUGCUCCAAAGACGCCCAGUGAUGGACGAGGAGGCAUCUUUAAUGAAGAGUGAGCUGGAAGCCGUGUGUCAACAGCUGCUCAACAAGAGCACACAACUCCAGGAAUUGAAGACGGAGUGUGGGAGGAAAGAGGAGGAGGCGCAGCAGGCAGUGCGUGCUCUCGAGGAGGAGAAAGGGGGAUUAACGUCCCGCUGUGUCGCCCUGCAAGCUGACCUGGAGGAGAAGGAGAGGUUGGCCAAGCACCACCAUGGGCAGAGGGAGGCUGCUCAGGCCAGAGUCAAGGAUCUUGAGGAAGAACUACGCAGCGCCUGGCAGGAGGUAUCCAGGAUGCAGAGCCUUAACAGCACCCUGGCAGCUUGCGUCUCUAUCAAAGAACAGGAGGUGGCAACAAAAGAGGAUCAGCUUCAUAAACUUGGGUGUGAGUUUGAAGAAGUGCAGACGUUGUACAAACGAAGCACGGAGCACGCGGAGGCACAGAGUCAUCUAAUCAAGCAACUAGAGGGACUCAAUGUGGACACACAGAGAGUGAUGAGGAACCAGGAAGAGGCGCACACUGCUGACACCACCUCCUGUCAGAAGCUGUAUAGCGAGUUGAGUCAGUGCUACCAGACCCUCAUGUCAAGUGAGAACAAGCUGCGGCAGAGCCACCAGGAGCUGAGCAGCCAGCUGGCCCAGAAAGAGCAGCAGAUAGUGCAACUGCAGGCCCAGCUGCAACAACAACAGCAGCAGCAACAGCAGGAGGAGCAACAGCAGCAGCAGCAGCAACAAUCUCAGCAGACAGUAAUUUGCAUCUCAAGCAAUAAACAAACCAACUUGAAGGCACCAGUGUCUGAGCGGGCAGUUGCUGAAUCUCACAGGCUUCAUCGUGAGCAUUCAGAGGACAAGGCCCUUCACUACAUCACUCCUGUCAGGAGACAGCAGGACUCACCUGUGCAGCGAUCCCGAUCUCUGUCCCCAGCUGGCAGUGUGGGAAGAAGAGGAGCACAACAAAGAAUUCAAGACCUUGAGGACAUGCUCCAAUCGAAGACUGAGGAGAAUGAAGAACUGAGAAAGGCUCACGACAGAAGACGUGAACGCCUUCUUUUGGUGCAGAAGAACUAUAAGGCUGUCAAAAACCAACUAAAAGCGGUGGAAAAAGCAAAGGACAUGCCACAUGGACGGAUGGCACGUGCCGAGCCGUGGCAGCUGAGACAGGAGAACAGCGAUGCCGUGUGGAACGAACUUGCCUACUUCAAAAACCUUACCCGGAAGGUCACACUUGAAAAGGCCGGCUUGGAAGAAGAACUGGACAUGCUGCGAGUCCAGGGUGCAAUGGAUCGGGCUACGGUGAAGGAGCUCCACCUGUGUCUCACUGAAGAACACCAAGCACUACUUUGCAAAGUGGAAGAAGAGAGCCGGGUCAAAAGCAGUUCUCCGAAAAGGCCCUCUGUUUCUUCAAAGCGAUUGGAACAUUCGUUUAUGAAGAUUGAGCAGCUGGAGCGGAGGAUGAUGUCUCUGGACGUUGAGACGGAGCUGCUGAGGGAAGAGAAACAGCAGCUCCUUGAGGCCAAUGAAGAUCUGGCCCACAGCUGCCGUGGACUCCAGGCCUCGUUGGAUCAUCUGCAAACCCAAGAAGCUGUCCACCUACAGACAGCCCAAGCGCAGGCACGGGCCCUCGCCUCGGCCCAGGAGGCGCGGAAUCGCGGCGAGAUCGCGGCUCUCCGAUCCCGGCUGGCCGCCUCUCACAAAGAAUCCACUGAGCUCCAUCGUCGGCUCCUGAAGCUGAGGCAGGAAUUUGGCAUUCUCAGAGCGGCCAGGGACUUCUACAGGAAACGUGCGGCGGCACCAGCGCGGUCAAGUGGGACCUCUGGCAACAUUAGCAGCAAGACUAAGUUGAAAACAAUAAGGCUCAAGGGUUCAUUACGCCAGCGCAGCCACCCGACCGUCAUCCCCAAUCAAGCCAUCAGCUGGCAGGGCCGCAGCCCCAGUCCCUCGAAGGACGAGUGGGAGGACAUGAGCGUAGCGAGCGACACUGAGGAAUACUCAGACAGCCUCAACAGCACGCCCUUGGGCACAACACCUCAGAGACAAUGCAAGAGAAAGUUCGACAGGUGUCAGCCAAAUGGAGACGCACAAGUGCUGGCAGCAGCGGCUUCGAGGGGGAAGCGUCCUGAUUUUGGCCAUCAAGACAACAAACAGCGCGAGCUCAGGACGAGAGGUGAGAAGAGGAAGAAGUGGCUGCUAAUAAAGGCCUGUCACGGCCUCUCCACCUCCUCUUCCUCCCUGCAGCACCGCGUCAAGUCCCUACAGCGGCACGUAGACGUACUGCGACAUGCCAGGAAAGACGCCGUGCUCUCAGCCCGAGAGCUGCGGACCGCCAACGAAAAGAUCGCGGCACAGCUCAACUCCUUCACCGAGAAACUGGGAAGUAGCAAGAAGCUCACGCAGAAACUGACGUCAGAGUUGGUGGGUGUGGAGCAGCAGAAGAAGGUUCUGGAGAUGGAGCUCGAGCAGUGGAGGCAGAGCACUUUCCCCCGUCGCGCAACUGAGUGCUCCUGCCAGGCCCUAGAGGCAGAGGUCAAACAACUGCAAGCCAAACUCAAGAGUACAAGUGCGGAGGUCACAAGGCAGGUGGCAGCUAACAAAGCCCUGCGAGGCCAAGUACAGGAGAAGGAGGACAAGCUCCGCCAGCUGCAGGACAAAUUGAGUCACGCAGAGCGAGACGUGACCAUGAAGAGGCAGCUGGUGGAGGACCUGAAGACGAGGCUCAAGUUUCUGAAGGAGAUGGAGAAAAGUGACCGUGGGCAGGCUGAGGAGCUGGAGAAGAAGGUCAAGUGUUUAUCAGAGGAAGCUUCCAACAGAAAGGCCUUCAUUGAAUCUCUAAAGAGGAGAUUGAGCGUUACAUCCACGGAGAGAACCCAGCAUGAGGCUUCCUGCGCCAAACUUAAGGAUGACCUGGAAAAAAAGGAGCAGCGCAUUCAAGCCCUCCAGGCUCGCGUGGGAGCCAGCGAGCAGGCCUUGGCCACUCUGGAGCAGAGCGCCACUGAGCAAACGGAGCGGCUGACCCAGCAGCGCUCCCAAGCGUUGGACGGGCUUCAGAGGCAGCUCGGCCAGGCCUCGUCCCAGCUGGAGCAGCUUCACUCUUUCAUCAAGGCCCUGGCCAGUGAAAUGCUGUUAGACGUGCAUGAGGUCAAACAGCAGCUGAUGAAGAGGAGGAGGUUAAGGCAGACCAACGCUAUUGCGGCGAAGGGCGGCCCAUCAGCCAAAUCCAUGAUUAAAGCCAAGUCCAUCGCCGCCUCCAUCCUCAAUAUGUCCGAGAACGAUCUGGCUGACAUCAUGGACUCGGACCAGGGGACAGAGAGCCUUUCAGGUUUUCCCAAAGAUCAGGAGUGGCUGGACCAUCUAAACCACAUCCUCCAGCAGAAGAUCCCCUCUGCCGGCCAGCUAAUGGAGGCUUUGCGUGUGAAGAUGAAGGAGAGGAAAGUGCUGACAGAAGAGCUGGCCACGCUGGCAGCAGCAGCCGCAGUCAGCGAAAAAGCCUGACUCCCCGGGCUGAGGCUUGGAAAACUGUCAUCCUCUUCUUCUUCUCCCCCCACCACCACCAGCCUCCCCCCGAACUUACCUCCCAUCCACCCUCACCUGGCUCCGACUCGGUGGGAACUCGACCGAGCUGAGCCUCAGAGCCACUGCGGGCCGAGCUUUUGUAAUGAGCCCCUCAACAUCUGUGUUAAAGAAGUG
Messenger RNA from Phycodurus eques (leafy seadragon), 4297 nucleotides. It is a transcript of the gene cntln, whose product is annotated as centlein, centrosomal protein. The transcript is spliced from 26 exons. Gene Ontology annotation, cellular component: centrosome; centriole. NCBI's taxonomy places the organism in Eukaryota, Metazoa, Chordata, Actinopteri, Syngnathiformes, Syngnathidae. The record is from RefSeq and is a predicted model, not a curated record. Bases 293 to 4102 code for a protein of 1269 amino acids. Gene Ontology annotation, biological process: protein localization to organelle; centriole-centriole cohesion.